CUGUUCAAAGCUGGCUUUAUUCCAUUCCCUCUCCCUGCCCACCCAGAGCCCUGUGGAUGCCACUGGAACAUAUAUGGAGCCAACCCCUCCUCCAGCUGGCCCCUGGGGGGUCCCAGGGCCCCCUCAGCUCCUGGCACCACAAGGGGCUUCGCUGGAUGCUGCCAGGGCUGAGGUUCAUGCCCUGGGACUACAACGACUGCUGACUCAGGACGAGGAGGGGGACACGCUCCUGCACCUGUUUGCUGCCCAAGGCCUGCGCUGGUCAGCCUAUGCCGCCGCUGAGGUCCUGCAGGGCUGUGGACAGCUGGACAUCCGGGAACACAAAGGAAAGACGCCACUCCUUGUAGCAGCUGCAGCCAACCAGCCACUGAUCGUCCAAGAUCUGUUGACCCUGGGGGCUGAGCCCAAUGCCACUGACCACCAUGGACGGACCAUCCUUCAUCUGGCUGCCACCUAUGGCCUGCCUGGGGUCCUCACGGCUGUGUUUAAUUCAGGGAUUCGGGUGAACUUGGAGACCAGGGACUUUGAGGGCCUCACCCCUCUCCAUGCUGCUGUUCUCUCCCUCAAUGAGGCCACCCAGCAGCCUGCUUGCAGCCCCAGGACAAUGACUGUCCCAGCCCGGGACAGACUGGCCUGUGUCCAGAUGCUGUUACAAAUGGGGGCUGACCAUACCAGCCAGGAAUUCAAGAGUAACAAAACUGUUCUGCACCUGGCCGUCCAAGGGGGCAAUCUCUCCCUUGUCCAGAUGUUGCUGGACCUGCCUAAUGAGGACCCAAGGGCCUUUGUGAACAUGAAGGCCCAUGGGAACACGGCCUUGCAUAUGGCGGCCGCACUGCCCCCAGGAUCCUUGCAGGAGCCCAUCAUUCGUGGGCUUCUGGCGGCUGGGGCAGAUCCUGCCCUGCGAAAUCUGGAAAAUGAGCAGCCUGCCCAUCUGCUGGGACCCGGACCAGCCUCAGAAGCACUGAGGCAGUUGUUGAAGAGAAGCCGGGCCCUCCCUCUGGCCUCGUCCUCAUAGGACUCUGGGCCCAUACCUGGACUGAUUCUCCAGUCCACAUUCGUCCAACCUCUCCUGUCCCUGAGGGACAACCAAGCCGUAUGCUUAUGUAUGCAAAUCUAUGAUAAUUUAUUUGGACCCCCAUUGGCCAUUUCUCCCUGCCCCCCUGUCCUGGGGAGUCUUACAUUAAAACUCCCCUGAUGUCCACAGCCCUUGGUGGGGGUGAACUGCUGGGGAAGCAGUGGGGGAGGGGAGUGUGUGAUGAUUUCUGUGAAAUCGAAGCCCCCCCCCCAACUUGUUUCUGUGAAACAGAUUUAGCCCCAGAUAUCUCACCCAACCCUCCUGCCCUUCAAUUAAAUUUGAUUC
Gracilinanus agilis (Agile Gracile Mouse Opossum) is the source of this 1360-nucleotide messenger RNA. RefSeq names its product NFKB inhibitor delta (gene NFKBID). Gene Ontology annotation, biological process: regulation of gene expression. Gene Ontology annotation, cellular component: nucleus. The record is from RefSeq and is a predicted model, not a curated record. The coding region runs from base 74 to 1015 and encodes 313 amino acids. NCBI's taxonomy places the organism in Eukaryota, Metazoa, Chordata, Mammalia, Didelphimorphia, Didelphidae. Gene Ontology annotation, molecular function: protein binding. The transcript is spliced from 8 exons.